AUGCCACCAAAGAAGAAAGGAAAUCAACCAUCUGAUAAAGCAAAAGCUAAAUCUAAGGCCAAAUCAGCUGAAGAUAAAACUUUUGGUUUAAAAAAUAAGAAUAAAUCUAAGAAAGUUCAACAACAUAUUAAUCAAAUUAAAGCUAGUGUAGAUGGUGGAUUAGCUAAAAAGAAAGAAGCAGAAGCUAAAAGAAAAGCAGAAGAAAAGAAAGCUCAAGAAGAAGCUAAAAGAGAAGCAGCAGCUUUAUUUGGUAUUCAACAACAAAAAGUUCCAUUUGGAGUUGAUCCAAAAUCUAUUCUUUGUGAAUUUUUCAAGAAUGGUGUUUGUACUAAAGGAAACAAAUGUAAAUUUAGUCAUGAUCCAAAUGUUGGUAGAAAAGUUGCUAAAAAGGAUUUAUAUACUGAUAGUAGAGAAGAAGAAAAAGAAAAUGAUACUAUGGAUAAUUGGGAUGAAGAAAAAUUAAGAAAAGUUAUUUUAUCCAAACAUGGUAAUCCAAAAACUACAACUGAUAUAGUUUGUAAAUAUUUCAUUGAUGCUGUUGAAAAUGGGAAAUAUGGUUGGUUUUGGGUUUGUCCAAAUGGAGGUAAUGAAUGUAAAUAUAGACAUUCUUUACCACCUGGUUUUGUUUUGAAAACUAAAGAACAAAAGAAAUUAGAAAGACUAGCGGCUGAAAAUGAACCAAAGAUUACAUUGGAAGAAUUCCUUGAAUUGGAAAGAAGUAAAUUAGAUAAGAGUAAAUUUACUCCAAUUACUGUUGAAAGUUUUGCCAAAUGGAAAAAAGAACAAAUUGACAAGAAAGCAAACCAAAAGAAGGAAAAUGAAAAGAGUGGUAAAAGAAUUCUUACUGGUAGAGAAGUCAUUUUGGAAAAAUUCUCUGAUAAAUAUUACACUGAAGAAGAUGAUGGUGAAACUUGGGAUUUGUCUCAAUUCAAGAAAGAUUUACCAGAAACUUCUGAUGAAGUUAUUAAAGAUUAUGGUGAUGGUUCAAAUGCUCAAGAAUUCUAUCAACAAGAUGAUGAGAAGACAAGUCUAGAUGCCAAUAAAUCCGAAGUUACAGCUUAA
This is a messenger RNA of Candida tropicalis MYA-3404, 1062 nucleotides long. RefSeq lists its product as uncharacterized. Gene Ontology annotation, cellular component: cytosol. Gene Ontology annotation, biological process: cytoplasmic translation. The record is from RefSeq and is a predicted model, not a curated record. The transcript has a single exon. Gene Ontology annotation, molecular function: metal ion binding; mRNA binding. NCBI's taxonomy places the organism in Eukaryota, Fungi, Ascomycota, Pichiomycetes, Serinales, Debaryomycetaceae. Bases 1 to 1062 code for a protein of 353 amino acids.